AUGCCCCAAUUUCUAAACAUGUUGUCGUCUCUAUCUCGGGGUUCAUUACUGGAGAAGUUGCGGUGGAUUUUUGGCUUAUACGACAUCAAUGGCGACGGAUUCAUCAGUAAAUCAGAGAUGUUGGUCAUUGUUAGCGCUAUUUAUGAUAUGCUGGGCGAUUAUGUCAUACCAUUCGUCGAUUCGGUGGCGCCUAAAGAACACGUCGACCGACUCUUCCACUUAAUAGACGUCGAUAAGGACGGUGUCAUCUCGUUUGAAGAAUUCACCGAGUGGUGCCAAAAGGACGAAGAAAGAGCUCAGGCACUGCUAAUGUUUGAUACAAUAUUUUAGUAUUAAAAUGAAACGAUAGAAUUAGUCGGAGGCUGAGAGUCAUUCACACUUACAGUAAGACUCGCACAAUAUAUUUGUUGAACAAAAACUACAAAUUAUAUUAACAAACAAUUUUAUUGAUUAGAUUUAUAUAGCAUUAUAUAAAUGUAAUGUCAAACUAAAUACUGAAAACACUUCGUAAUUACUUAACACUACAAUUACAGAGAAAAUAACUAAAAACUAUUUUGACGUUUCAUUAGUCAAACACUACAAUAUAAUUACAAAUUUGUAUAUUGUUUAGUUGAUAUCAUAUAUUAUGUAAUGAUUAUUUUGUUAAAUAAAAAUCAUAACUAAAGCCAAACAUCACUUUUCAACAAAAGCUUACGAAUGAACGGAUUUUAGUGUAAAAUACAUAUUUAUAUACAAAAACAAGUUAAAAGUUUGAAAUAAAACAAAUU
This is a messenger RNA of Medioppia subpectinata, 767 nucleotides long. The record is from the annotation of a GenBank genome assembly. Lineage: Eukaryota; Metazoa; Arthropoda; Arachnida; Sarcoptiformes; Oppiidae.